AUGCGCAAACAGCUGAAGAAGCAUCCCGGGCUCAUCCCUCAGUUGGUCUUCUUGUCUCUGGGCGUCACGGGGGCCGUGCUCUACCUGCUCCGCUUGUCCAGAGGCCCCCAUGUCACCCUUUGGGACAAAAAGAACAACCCUGAGCCGUGGAACAAGCUUGAUCCCACCUACCAGUACAAGUUUGCGGCUGUCAACACGGACUACAAGAGCCUGAAGAAGCAGGGCCCUGACUUCUGA
This is a messenger RNA of Knipowitschia caucasica, 237 nucleotides long. NCBI's taxonomy places the organism in Eukaryota, Metazoa, Chordata, Actinopteri, Gobiiformes, Gobiidae. The record is from the annotation of a GenBank genome assembly.